This is a messenger RNA of Pseudonaja textilis, 3533 nucleotides long. It is a transcript of the gene KCTD3, whose product is annotated as potassium channel tetramerization domain containing 3. Gene Ontology annotation, molecular function: protein binding. Lineage: Eukaryota; Metazoa; Chordata; Lepidosauria; Squamata; Elapidae. Gene Ontology annotation, biological process: protein homooligomerization. The record is from RefSeq and is a predicted model, not a curated record.
GCGGCGGCGCUGAGAGGAUCAGCGGCUUCGGCCCAGAGGAGGAGGUGGGGGGCGGGCGGUACAUCGGCGGCGCCUCUGAAUGCCUGACGGGAGGGAGAGAUCCUUCGCCUCCUCCUUCUCCUCCUCCUCUCCGAUCUCAGACCCGGCAGUUUAGCGCUUGCAGGGGAAGGCUCUACGGCCUCGCUGGACGCCCCGUUUUCUCCCCCGGCCCCGCCGCCGCCUCCUUUUCCCACCUCCCUCGACUCCGGGGAGGCGGCUGGAGGCGGCGGCGGCGGCGGCGACAGGCGGUAUUCGGGGCAAGAUCUGCUGCUGGGGAAAAUGGCGGGGAACGGCACCGGCUUUGCCGGGGCGGGCAGCGGGGAGAUCAUCCAGCUCAACGUCGGGGGCACCAGAUUCAGUACUUCACGACAAACACUAAUGUGGAUCCCUGACUCCUUUUUUUCCAGUUUGUUGAGUGGAAGAAUUUCAACACUGAAAGACGAAACUGGUGCUAUAUUUAUUGAUAGAGAUCCUGCAGCAUUUGCACCAAUUUUAAAUUUUCUUCGUACAAAGGAAUUAGAUCUGAGAGGAGUAAGUAUCAAUGUACUCAGACACGAAGCAGAAUUUUAUGGAAUCACACCGUUAGUAAGAAGAUUGCUUUUAUGUGAAGAACUUGAGCGUUCCUCUUGUGGCAGUGUACUCUUCCAUGGAUAUCUCCCACCUCCAGGCAUUCCAAGUCGAAAAAUCAAUGGUUCUGCAGGAACAUCUACAGAUGUUAGAAUACCUCAGAAUUGCUCUGAAGGUGAGGUGCGAGCAGGCAAUUUGCAGCCUUCACUAACUGGUACUGGUGAAGAUACAGUUAAGCUAGGGAUUCCUGUGGAUCCUCGAAAAGUUUUGAUAGUGGCUGGCCAUCAUAACUGGAUAGUAGCUGCAUAUGCCCACUUUGCAGUUUGUUAUAGAAUUAAAGAAUCCUCUGGGUGGCAACAAGUUUUUACAAGUCCUUACUUAGACUGGACUAUUGAACGUGUGGCUUUGAAUGCAAAGGUUGUUGGAGGUCCACAUGGUGACAAAGAUAAAAUGGUUGCUGUGGCAUCCGAAAGCAGCAUCAUUUUAUGGAGCAUCCAGGACGGCGGUAGUGGUAGCGAAAUAGGAAUAUUUAGCCUUGGAGUCCCAGUAGAUGCUCUUUUCUUCAUUGGUAACCAGUUGGUAGCCACCAGUCAUACAGGAAAAGUGGGAGUAUGGAAUGCUGUGACUCAACAUUGGCAGGUUCAAGAUGUUGUCCCAAUCACUAGCUAUGAUACUGCAGGAUCAUUCUUACUGCUGGGCUGCAACAAUGGCUCCAUAUAUUACAUUGAUAUGCAAAAAUUUCCAUUACGAAUGAAAGAUAAUGAUCUUCUAGUGACGGAACUUUAUCAUGAUCCCUCUAAUGAUGCGAUAACUGCACUUAGUGUUUACCUUACACCCAAAACAAGUGUAAGUGGCAAUUGGAUUGAGAUUGCAUAUGGCACAAGCUCUGGAGCUGUACGUGUAAUUGUGCAACAUCCAGAAACAGUUGGUUCAGGACCACAACUCUUCCAGACUUUCACAGUUCACCGUAGUCCUGUUACAAAGAUCAUGUUAUCAGAAAAACAUCUCGUGUCAGUGUGUGCUGAUAAUAAUCAUGUCCGGACAUGGACAGUGACACGUUUUAGAGGAAUGAUUUCAACACAGCCAGGAUCCACUCCUCUGGCAUCAUUCAAAAUUUUGUCCUUGGAGGAAACUGAGAGUCAUGGAAGUUACUCUGCUGGAAAUGAUAUAGGUCCAUUUGGUGAGCGUGAUGAUCAACAGGUAUUUAUCCAAAAAGUUGUUCCCAUCACCAACAAACUUUUUGUGAGACUCUCUUCUACUGGAAAAAGGAUAUGUGAAAUUCAGGCAGUUGACUGUACUACAAUUUCCUCCUUUACUGUGCGUGAAUGUGAGGGAUCCAGCAGAAUGGGCUCAAGGCCACGGCGUUACCUCUUCACAGGGCACGUUAAUGGCAGUAUUCAGAUGUGGGACCUAACUACGGCAAUGGAUAUGGGUAAUAAAUGUGAAGAAAAAGAUGUGGGUGGUCCUACUGAAGAAGAACUGCUUAAACUUCUGGAUCAGUGUGAUCUGAGCACAUCUCGCUGUGCAACCCCCAAUAUCAGUCCAGCUACUUCAGUAGUCCAGCAAAGCCGACUGCGUGAAUCAAGCUCUAGCCUCCAGUUACAGCACCGGGAAACAAUCCACGAAACCGCUACAUAUGGCUCCAUACGGCCAUAUAGGGAGAGCCCCUUACUAGCCAGAGCCCGCCGGACGGAAAGCUUUCACAGCUACAGAGAAAUUCAGCCUUUUAAUUUAAGUAAAACCAUGGUAGACAAAGCUGUUCCUCAGAAUGGCAGUUGGAGUCCUGUACAGGCAGAAGGGAAAAGAAAUGGUGAAAACAUAGCUGACAAAAAAGCUUCAGCCUUAGCACUUGAGAUAAGAAUGGCCAGAGUGCCAGAUGGAGGAACUGAACUUCAGAAAGUGUCUGAAAGCAUAUUAGAAUUGAAAAAAAGAGGAAACGAUGAAGACAAUGAAACCAAAGUAGACUGCAAAAGGAAGAGUGGAUUUGAAGGAGGUGGUUUCCUUGGAAGAAAGAAAGGACCACAUCUUGUGGUGUCUUCACCAAACAUUGUAGAAGGAAGUUCUGAGGUAUUUGGUACAGCUUCCCCAUCUCCUACAAAGACAACAGUUUCUCCACGGCAUAAGAAAAGUGACUCAUCUUGCCAGGAUUACACCUUAUGAAAAUACCUUGUGAAAAUAAAAGACGUCUGUAUCCCACAUGUAUAUCAAACAUUUCUCACUAAACUGGACGAAUUUCACAUUUAUGUAUCUAAAUUUGUAUCUUUCUAAUUGAAGAUGAGUUUGAAUUAGAAUCAGACAGAAUAAGGAAACACGUUCUAGACAAACCAGCCUUCCAGUCCUGGUGUUGAUCUUGAUAAGUUGGACUUGAACUUCCAUAAUUCCAUUGAGGCAGGUUGGCUUAAUUAUGGGGAAUUAUGGGAGUUGAAUCUAAUUUCUCUGGAAAGUACCAGAUGGAGAAAGCUGCUAAAAAAAACCUGGCUUCAUAGCACAAUCAAUGGAAGCAUUUUUUAACUACUCAAGAUUGGUGUUAACUUUCUAUAACUGUCUAUGUGAAGUCCAGUUCUGGUACAGACGUUUUCAAGCUUUGUUUAAUACAGGCUGGCAUGCACUACCAUUUUUGUUGUAAAGUAACUGUUUCCUAAUCUUGGUUACAGAUAUGCUAAAUAUUUAAAGUUUAUGGUCGGUCUAUAGAGCAAUUCAUACUUUCAGUGUGGUUUCCAUGUUGAAAAUAAUAAUGGGAAGAAUUAGGGUGUUUUAUUUUAUGUCUUACUUUUUCUGCUGUGCCACCAGUUUUUAUUAGUAUUAAUAAACUUUGUAUAUCAUCUCAAGCUUCAAUGUGUUGACUUAACCAAAUUGAAAUUCUAAAUGUCUUGUCACAGAUAUAAAACAUUACUUUGCAGAUAUUUAUCAAAUAUUAAAGUACAAAG